This is a messenger RNA of Colletotrichum phormii, 1062 nucleotides long. RefSeq lists its product as uncharacterized. Bases 1 to 1062 code for a protein of 353 amino acids. NCBI's taxonomy places the organism in Eukaryota, Fungi, Ascomycota, Sordariomycetes, Glomerellales, Glomerellaceae. The record is from RefSeq and is a predicted model, not a curated record. The transcript is spliced from 5 exons.
AUGAAUGGGUCAGGAGCUGCGACAAUGCUCAUCACUUACCAGAGGGACGCGGUGAUCAUCACGAGAAAACUUGGAGUGAAGUAUUUGUGGCUAGACUCUCUCUGCAUCCUUCAGAGUAAUGGUCAGGAGCACGAUGCUGACUCAAAAGAAGACUGGGAAAGAGAGUCAAAGCUCAUGGAAGAGAUCUUCGGCUCCGCCUAUCUAACCAUUGCGGCUAGUUGCGCAAACCAUCGAUUCGAAGGGUUUCUAAACCCGCGGACUCCGCGACAAUUCAUUAUUGACAACUUUGAGGCAGAUGUAGAGCAUGGCGAACUGAAUCAGAGAGGCUGGGUACUGCAGGAGCGUGCCCUUUCACGGAGAACCUUACACUUCACAAGCACCCAGACGUACUGGGAAUGCGGAGAAGGGAUAAGAUGCGAGACGUUUACCAAAACAGCAAAUCGGAAGGCAGCGUUCCUGGGAGACUCUAAUUUCCCCCACUCUGUCGAAUCCUUCAAACAAGGGAGACAACUUCAGCAUUGUCAUGACCUUUACGAGCGUUACUCGUCUCUAGGGCUGUCGUACGCGACCGACAAACCAAGAGCUAUUUCAGGUCUCGAAAAGAGACUGAUGACGGCCUUAAAGUCAACCGGGGGUUACGGAGUCUUCCAGUCAAACUUCCACAGGGAUCUUUUGUGGCAGCGUCGGAACAUGGGAACAACACUCCAGCGCAUAACAUUCCCUCCCAAAGAAGAGGUUCCCUCAUGGUCAUGGAUGGCAUUUGAUGGAGAAACUCGAUAUAUGGAUGUUGCUUUUGGCGACAUCGACAGAGCGAAGAUUUUAUCACCUUUUGAACAGUCCUCCGAUGGCAAUCCAACAGGCUGGACGCGUUCCUCAAAGUAUACGCAGUUCAAGGCCCGAGUCAACAGACUGAUUGGGGACAACCCAUCGCGAAUAAUCUUGGAUGAACCAGACCGGGUUCUGCCUGCACCGCUGAUGUGUGUCAUUGUUGGUUCAAGCAAGCAGCACAAGGGUGGUCCACUGCGACACUAUGCUCUUAUUGCUGAAAAUCUCGUUGCCUAA